CGACAUGAUCCCAGCCAAAAACGACUUCGGAACCCCGGACAAGCUCCUCCUGCCAUUAUUUGAAAUCGAUACAUUCAACUCCUUUGCUAAAGAUGACAAGAAAAUACGCCCAGACGGAUCAGAGAAAGCUACACGGGCCUUGUUUCGCUAUCCGAAUUGACUCGAACAAGGAGCUCUUUCAGCUUAUGAUGCUGGCCGAGCAAAAGUUAGUUAGCCAAAUAUCACUUUUGACAGCGCUUCUUCCUUACAGGCUCAAUUUUUACGUCGUCAGCAAUGUUCUGGCGGAGGGUCUUCGGGUUAUCCAAAAACAGGGAUCUACAGAAUAUUUGUGCCACUGGUGAGAGAUUCUGUAGCCACUUUGUAAAACUUUAAGAAAGUCCCAGCAAAAGGAUAUUAGCGAAUGCA
Aspergillus glaucus CBS 516.65 is the source of this 405-nucleotide messenger RNA. RefSeq lists its product as uncharacterized. The record is from RefSeq and is a predicted model, not a curated record. The transcript has a single exon. Lineage: Eukaryota; Fungi; Ascomycota; Eurotiomycetes; Eurotiales; Aspergillaceae. The coding region runs from base 93 to 341 and encodes 82 amino acids.